AUGCCCUCCCUCGUUCGAAAGCUGCUUGUCUUUGCAGCCGUCGACGGGCUGAUCCUGCAACCUGCCCCGCCCCGCAACCAUCCGCCCGCCACACAGCAGGCCAUCAAGAUCGAUUACCAGGGCAAUGUCGGACCAUUACUAAAGGACCGGCGCGAGGAAGAUACCACGUCCGAAUCUGUCGAGGCACAUGGCAUAAUUGGGCUUCUUCAAGUCGCAACAUCCCACUUCCUCAUCUCCAUCUCGGAUCGUGAACAGGUCGCGCAGAUACGCGGGAGGCCCGUCUAUAGAAUCACCGAUGUCGCCCUCAUUCCGCUGUCCUCGCAAGCCGAUGCCGACAAGGCCAUCGCCGCCACCCGCGACCAUCUGAGGCGUCGCAACGGAUCCCCCGGGCUCCAAGACCGAGACUCUGAUAGCGACGGUGAAGACGAUGCGCCCAGUGCGACCGACUCGGUCGUAGAAGAUGCAUCGCCCGCUUCAAAUAUAGUCACGGAUCCCAUCACCGGGCGGAAGAGCAGUCCUCAGCCCAAGACAAGCGUUGCUGAAGACGUCAUACAACGGAAAGGUGUGUACGGCAGGUUCGCUGAUAAGUGGUUCUCUCGCAAAGGAUGGAGCGCAGACAAUAGACGUGUGCAGGGGCUCAGCUCCGAGGAGAAUCUGGCUGCCAAGUAUGCACGACAGGACGGCGAUUCAGCGGCGCCCAAGGAGCACGAACAAACCGAAGGUGAAUCCAAGCCAGAUGCAAUCCCAACAGACGACGACAAUGCGCCCAAAGUAGUCAGCCCCACAGCCAUACCCAAAGCACUAAGCGGUGACAAGGACGCGGCAACAGUAGCGUUGUUGCCAAAGAUCUUGCAGACGACGAAAAUGUACUUUGCUUCGGGCAACUUUUUCUUUUCCUACGACUAUGAACUAUCGCAUGGAAUUGGCCAGGAACAGCCAAGUUCCAGCGUGCCGCUCUUCAAGCAAUUCGAUCCUCUGUUUUUCUGGAACCAGCAUAUUGUGUCUCCAUUCAUAGAGGCUGGCCAACACUCCUUUGUCCUUCCUGUAAUUCAGGGAUUUGUCGGCCAAAGAGCUUUUACAAUCAAGACUGCGGAUAGUCAAUCCAACAGCUUAGUGGUUGAUCCGAGCGCAACUCCAGAUGACAUACAAUUACAACCAUGGCAGGAGAAACAAAAGCAGGAUUCAGUAGCUCCAGCGAGUGAAAACACUGAGCCAUCUGCACCUCAAGAUACUCUAGUAGAGGGCAAAGACUUCUUGCUGACCCUCAUUUCGCGACGAUCAACCAAGCGGGCGGGUCUGCGUUAUCUACGACGUGGCACAGACGACGAGGGCUGUACGGCCAACAGUGUUGAGACUGAGCAGAUACUUUCUAAUCCGACUUUUGAUACGACGCAUGACAAGAUAUUUUCCUUCACUCAGAUCCGCGGAUCUAUACCACUAUUCUUCUCCCAAUCACCGUACAGUCUCAAGCCCCAAGUGACCACUUGGGGCUCAUUUGAGACGAAUGCCCUCGCCUUCAAGCGACACUUUCUUGAUCUAUCAGCACGGUAUGGAGACAUAUACUGUGAUUCGCUGAUAGACAAACACGGUACCGAGGCGAAGAUUGGUCAACUCUACGAACAACAUGCAAAGGCGCUCAAUGAGAAUGGAGGCAUCGACGGCAAAGGCAGACAGCUAGGAUUCGAGUGGUUCGACUUCCACAAUGUGUGCCGCGGUAUGCGCUUUGAAAAUGUCUCCAAGUUGAUGGACUCUAUUGAGCCGUUUAUGAAGUCGUCGGGUUGGGUUGAGAUUGCUGAGGACCAAAUUCAGCGAAAGCAGAGUGGUGUUUUGCGCACCAACUGCAUGGAUUGUUUGGACCGCACCAACGUUGUGCAGUCAGCUUGCGCCGGGACUGCUCUUGAGGCGCAGUUAUCCAUGGGCAGCUACCACAUUGAUCUGCAGAACGACCCCAGCACCUCGUGGUUCAACACGCUAUGGGCAGACAACGGCGAUGCCAUCUCUCGCCAAUAUGCGGGCACCGCUGCGCUCAAGGGAGACUUCACACGAACGCGCAAACGUCAAAUUACCGGUGCCCUAACAGAUUUCGGACUGACAUUGACUCGUUACUACAACAACAUUGUGAAUGACUACUUCGCCCAAGCAGUCAUUGACUACCUUUUGGGCCGCGCAACCGACAGCAUUUUUUCAGAGUUUGAAGCGGACAUGAAGAGCUCGGAUCAUUUUGUUGAUGUGCGCAAAGUACGACAGCAGGCGAUUGAGCGCUCGGCAGGAAUCGUCAUCGAGGACCAGGACGAGGAUCUAGUGCAGGGGUGGACUCUGAGUGUGCCCACUGCAGCAAACCAAGUCAAAACAGCCACCUUCGAGGAAGCGAUCCUGCUGCUGACGGAGAAGGCCUUGUACUUUUGCCGUCUGGACUGGGGUACUGAAAAGGUGCGGGAGUUUGAACGCAUACCACUUGAGAAUGUUCAGGGCCUCAUGCGCGGUGUUUAUAUUACGUCAACCCUAGCACACCGACAUACGGAUACAGAUAAGAACGUUGGCCUCAUUAUUCGGUAUCGAGCCGACAGCCGUAGGAAGCUGGUGCGCCGAAACACAAGAUCGCUCGGCUCCGACAAUGGCAACAAUGAAGAGGCCAAAGACGACAACAAGCAGGCCGAGAAGCAGGAUGCCGCGGGUCGGUUCCUAGCGUUCAAGGCCUUGGCGCCGCAAAGCAGUGUUCCUUCAUCCCCCAGCGAUACAGCCGAUGAUGAGGGAGAGGUGGUCAAGUCGGUGUGUGAUGAGAUUGCGCGGGUCGCCAACCGCUUGCCAAGGGACGGAGGUGAAGAAAGUCGAAAAGUGGAGAUUGAAGAGAAGGACAUCAUCAGCCUUGCAGAUGCAAAGAAGAGUACCGGAUACUUGGAACAGUUUGAGUACUCGCUGAAGAAGCUUGUCUGGGGCUAAGCCUUGUGGAUUACAGCCUGGCCUGCGGGCAUGGAUUGUGUGUAUAGACCAUUGUACGCACCGCAUGGACAGCUGCGC
Messenger RNA from Exserohilum turcica Et28A, 3018 nucleotides. RefSeq lists its product as uncharacterized. Gene Ontology annotation, molecular function: phosphatidylinositol-4-phosphate phosphatase activity. Gene Ontology annotation, biological process: phosphatidylinositol dephosphorylation. The coding region runs from base 1 to 2940 and encodes 979 amino acids. Lineage: Eukaryota; Fungi; Ascomycota; Dothideomycetes; Pleosporales; Pleosporaceae. The transcript is spliced from 3 exons. Gene Ontology annotation, cellular component: endoplasmic reticulum. The record is from RefSeq and is a predicted model, not a curated record.